Molecule: messenger RNA, 4486 nt
Organism: Aspergillus steynii IBT 23096
Lineage: Eukaryota; Fungi; Ascomycota; Eurotiomycetes; Eurotiales; Aspergillaceae
Product: putative ABC bile acid transporter
Exons: 4
Coding region: 20-4465 (1481 amino acids)
Biological process (GO): transmembrane transport
Cellular component (GO): membrane; fungal-type vacuole
Molecular function (GO): ATP binding; ABC-type peptide transporter activity; ATP hydrolysis activity
Source: RefSeq, a predicted model, not a curated record
AUUGCACCAACUCGUUGCAAUGUCCCUGGAUCAGCACGAUGUCGGGUUACAUACAUGUCAUUCAUUCUGGGACUCGGACAACGCCCGAUUGUCGCCAUGUGCAAUGCGUUAUGUCUCUGUAGUGCCUGGCGUUUUCAUCAUCUUAAUUGCUGUCUUGCAGGUGUUUGGCCGGUUGCUACACAAAUGGCGCCCAAAAUGGACCAAACCAUUUAUCCCAGAGCCUUCGCCAUUGCCUGAGCUAGCUUCGAGGACCGGCACUCACCGACUCGGCUGGGUGAUAUCCUUGUUUGGCGUCUCAAUUGUUGGAUUCGCGGCUGAACUCAUUAAAGUGAUUCCCAAUGGGUCGGAGAAUGCCAGUUAUGUUCUGCUGGUAUCUUGGGCGUUGACUGCCGCCUUGGUUGCCAGGGAACGACCGCGGUCUAGUCCCGUCUCCCUGCUUCUUUAUUUUGGGACGGCUUUUGCUGUAGAGGUUGCAUAUAUUCUAAAUAAAGAUGCUUACGGUGUUCAUCAAGUCGUCACUUACUAUCUUGCCGCGGGUGCUGCCGCAGCGGGCUGCGCCGUCAUCCUUGUGAUGCCUCUCCGGGCGCCCUCGCUUCCAUGUCUUGAUAUCGGCGUGGUCGGACAGCCGCCAUCAGCAGACUUCCGCAGUCCAGAGGAUAACCUGCGACUUUGGCAGUUUCUCAGCGUGUCGUGGAUGGCCCCUUUGAUGUCGCUGGGCAAGCAAAGACAACUCAACGAGGAAGAUGUAUGGUUCCUAGGAUUUGAGUUCCAGCAUCGUCGACUUCACGAUAAGUUUCGUAAACUGCAUGGCUCGGUGGUCACUCGGUUGCUUCAGGCCAAUGGAAUCGAUGUUGUCAUUAUCACGGCGAUCUCCAUCGUACAGAUGCUUUGCGGCUUUUCUACUCCGGUUCUCUUGCAGCAGCUUUUGCAAGCAAUGAAUCACCCCGAUAGGAAGAGGAUCGCUCUGACUUAUGCGCUUUUGUCGUUGCUGCUCCGUUUCGUAUCUGCACAAUUUCAGGUGUUGAACAUUUGGUAUGGCAGGAGGUGCUAUGAAAGGAGCAGGGGUGAGAUGAUGAUGAUGAUUUAUGAGAAAGCCCUGUCUAGAAAGAAUGUCUUUGAACAGCCCGUGGAAGACAAGGGAGAGGAAAACGACAUUCCAAAUGGAAAUGAUGACAAUGGCGAUGUUGAAGGUGGUCCCAAACAACGAAAGCUCUGUGGGCUGUUUAACCGAAGCCUGAGCCCGAAACAAGAAAGGCCGAAAACCGCGGCUUCCAUGGGAAAGAUCUUCAAUCUUCUCCGUGGGGACGCUUACGAGGUGGCCCAGCGAUUCUGGGAAGUUGACCGUCUUGUUGAUAAACCUUUAGGUCUGAUCAUUGCCAUCGCUCUUGUUUGGAAGCUACUCGGGCCGUCAUGUUUCCUGGGCAUUGUAGCAAUUUUGGCUGGUCAAGCAAUCAAUGCCAUCAUCACCCGUACACUGUUCAAAUGGGAGCGUGUCCGCAGACUGGCGACUGAUACAAGACUACAGAUAUCUUCCCAAUUUGUGGAGGCACUUCGUCACCUUCGCUGGUAUGGAUGGCAGAAUCAUUGGCUCACUCAGGUGCUUGACGCGCGACAGUCUGAACUGAACCUGCGAAUAAUCACUAGCCUUUGGACUGUUUUGAUUCAGUUCGUCAACGUCUUCACAAGUGGCUUGUUUCCUGUGGUGGCCCUGUAUGCCUAUACGCUGCUGGCAGGUCAUCCCCUUCGGAUUGACAUUAUCUUCCCUGCGCUGCAGCUGUUUACAAUGCUAGAAAGUCGGAUACGAGAAAUCCCAGCGCUUAUCACAGUCCUCAUCAAUGCAUCUAUUUCAGUGGAGCGAAUUGAGGACUUUAUGCAUGAACCAGACAAGGAGACGCAAGAUACAAUAAAUAACUCCGAUCCUUCGCUAUUGCUGGAUUCCUGCUCCUUUGCCUGGCCUGGCAAGGGAACCCCGGUACUGUCGGAGGUAAACUUGAAGAUUUCACAAGGACUUACGGUCAUUUGUGGCAAGGUUGGUGCGGGAAAGACCGCACUUCUCCAAGCUCUACUUGGGGAACUAGAUCGCAUUGAUGGUGUUGCACACAUUCCUAAUGCUAUGGUCGGGUAUUGCUCUCAGACGCCCUGGCUGCAAAGUAUGAGCAUUCGAGACAACAUUCUCUUUUCAUCUCCUUAUGAUGAGCAGCGGUAUAAACGUGUUCUCGAUGCGUGCGCCUUGCUUCCAGAUCUCGCCAAUUUCAAACAUGGCGACCUGUCAUUCGUGGGAGAGAAUGGCGUUGGUCUCUCGGGUGGUCAAAAGGCCCGCGUUGCUCUUGCUCGAGCAGUAUACAGUGCGGCAGGUAUUCUCCUUCUUGAUGAUCCACUUUCUGCCUUGGACCACAAUACAGCGGAAACUAUCGUCCGCCGGUGCUUCUCUGGGCCUUUAAUGCAAAACCGAACCGUUGUCCUCGUUACGCACCGCACCCAUCUCGUCGGUCACAUUGCUGAUCAGCUUGUCCAAGUCCAAAACGGCCGGGCCACCGUGCAAAGCCGACAAUCAGCCAUUUCUCAUGACUCUAGUACAGAAGACAGUUCCUCGUCUCAUACAGUAGAUAACGAGAUCGAAGAUGAGGAAGCGAUUGAGGAUGACACCGCUGCAGUACCGGACAAGUUCAUUGAAGAGGAGCAUCGAGCAGAAUGGGGCGUGAAGGCUCGAGUUUACUGGAAUUACAUCAAAGCAGGAAAGUAUAAAUGGUGGUCUGCACUUGUUGUUGUCGUCGCGGUGUAUCGAAUUGCAUCUGUUGCGCAAUCGUGGUUCCUCAAAGAAUGGGGUGAGGCGUAUAACCAAAUCGUCCUGUUUUUUGGGCACUCGGGGUCGAAUAUCAUGUCCGUUGUCCCCGGAUCCGCCGUCAGCCCGAUUUCAUCCAACACAGUCGACUGGAUGCCCAAGAAUCCGAUCGACAAUUUACCGCCGCCUGCUGAAGAUGUUCGCCCCUGGUUACUGGCGUUCUUUUUCAUCACAGCUUUCCAGUCCGUCGUCGUUCUCUUAUCGCAGCUCCUGAUGCUGGUUGUCGUUUACUAUGCAGGAAAAACGAUGUUCCAACAGGCCAUGGUACGAGUCAGCCACGCUACAUUUCGAUUCUUCGACGUGACUCCGAUCGGUCGCUUGAUGAACCGACUGACGUCGGAUAUUGGCGUGGUGGAUGGAAAUAUCAGUCAGCAGUUUCAAAUCAUUGCGUUCCUUGCCAUUACAUGGAUUUCGUCUAUGAUAGUGAUCGCUUCGGUCACUCCAACCUUCCUUGGAUUCUCAGUGGUCCUUACUGUGGCCUUUAUAAUCACGUUCUUGCAGUUCCUCCCAACCUCUCAGAGCUUGCGACGGCUGGAAAUGGUAUCAUUGAGCCCUUUGAUAUCCAACUUUGGCGAACUACUGCACGGCUUAACCACCGUACGCGCAUUCCACGCAGAAACGCGUUUCCAGGAUCGGGUCAUUGCAGUCGUGGACAAAUUCCAAGGCAUGGACCAUUUCUACUGGUCGCUGCAGAGCUGGCUGAUGUUCCGCUUCGAAAGUCUGUCCGCCAUUUCCACUUUCUGUCUGACCGUGCUGGCAUUAUACACCAGCGUCUCUCCUGGCUUGGCUGCAUUUGUCCUCAUCGCGGCCAACAGCCUGGUAGACGCCACCCACGGGUUAUGCAAGCAAUACGGUCAGUUACAGAUGGACUUUGUCUCGGUGGAGCGAGUGGACGAGCUCCUGCACGUAGAGGAAGAAACACCAGGAACAAUCGAGCCGCCCGCCUCGUGGCCCAGAUUCGGACGCGACAUCACAUUCGACGACGUGACGAUCCGCUACGCUCCCCAUCUUGAGCCGUCACUCAAGAAAAUCUCUCUGCGGAUUCCGGGAGGCUCCACCACGGCCAUCACCGGCCGCACAGGCAGUGGCAAAUCGACUCUCGCAGUCUCCCUUCUGAGCGUCAUCCGCCCAGAAUCUGGCCGCAUCUUCAUCGAUGACAUCGACAUCGCACAAGUAAGCACUCAGGCGCUGCGCACACGGGUCACCUUCGUCGCACAAGACCCCGUCCUUUUCCCGGGAAACAUCCGACUCAACCUCGAUCCAACAAGUGACUACAGCGACGAAGAAUGCACCGAGAUCCUCAGACGAGUGUGUGGCAGACAUGGCUGGACACUUGAUACACAUGUCGAAGCCGGAGGUCGGAACCUCAGCCAGGGCGAAAGACAGCUCAUCGGGCUGUCUCGCGCGGUUCUGCGUCGCAGCUCGAUCGUCAUCUUGGACGAGGCAACGGCGUCGAUCGAUCAUGAGAGUUCACUUGAAAUCCAGCAGAUCAUACGCGAGGAGAUGAAGGAGUCGACUGUGAUUACUAUCGCGCAUCGGUUGGAAGCUAUCAAGGAUGCUGAUUAUUACAUCGUUCUAGACCAGGGCGGGGUGUCUAGGCAAGGGUAUGUAAAGGAUAUGUGAUCUACUGUGUAGAAUCUUGUU